Molecule: messenger RNA, 1621 nt
Organism: Dunckerocampus dactyliophorus (ringed pipefish)
Lineage: Eukaryota; Metazoa; Chordata; Actinopteri; Syngnathiformes; Syngnathidae
Product: green-sensitive opsin-like
Exons: 5
Coding region: 97-1155 (352 amino acids)
Biological process (GO): G protein-coupled receptor signaling pathway; visual perception; phototransduction
Cellular component (GO): photoreceptor outer segment; membrane
Molecular function (GO): G protein-coupled receptor activity
Source: RefSeq, a predicted model, not a curated record
CAUAAGCCACUGGUGUGGGGUUGGCUUCUCGACACCACUCGCGAUUUCACGCUUCCCAAGUCCGGACUGACUGAAGCUCCUGCGAACCAACUGACGAUGGCUUGGGACGGAGGAUUCGAGCCUAAUGGCACAGAGGGCAAAAACUUCUACAUCCCCAUGUCCAACAGGACCGGGAUUGUUAGAAGUCCCUUUGAAUACCCGCAGUACUACUUGGCGGAUCCCAUAAUGUAUAAGCUUCUGGCUUGUUACAUGUUCUUCCUGAUCUGCACUGGAACCCCCAUCAACGGUCUGACACUGUUGGUGACGGCUCAGAACAAGAAGCUCCGGCAACCUCUCAACUUCAUCCUGGUCAAUUUGGCUGUGGCUGGUCUGAUCAUGUGCUUUUUCGGCUUCACCAUUACCAUCACUUCUGCUGUCAAUGGCUACUUCAUCAUGGGAGCUACGUCCUGUGCAGUGGAGGGAUUCAUGGCCACGCUGGGAGGUGAAGUUGCGCUGUGGUCUCUGGUGGUGCUGGCUGUUGAGAGAUACAUCGUCGUCUGCAAACCUAUGGGAAGCUUCAAGUUCACCGGGACACACGCCGGAGCCGGAGUCCUCUUCACCUGGAUCAUGGCUUUAGCAUGUGCCGCACCCCCACUCUUUGGCUGGUCCAGGUACCUCCCUGAGGGCAUGCAGUGCUCCUGCGGGCCUGACUACUACACUCUGGCUCCAGGCUUCAACAACGAAUCCUAUGUCAUAUACAUGUUUGUCGUCCACUUCUUCACUCCUGUCUUCCUGAUUUUCUUCACCUACGGCAGCCUUGUGCUGACAGUCAAAGCUGCUGCAGCCCAGCAGCAGGAGUCAGCCUCCACUCAGAAAGCUGAAAAGGAAGUGACACGUAUGUGCGUGCUGAUGGUCUUAGGCUUCCUGGUGGCUUGGGUGCCAUAUGCUACCUUUGCCGGAUGGAUCUUCAUGAACAAGGGAGCUUACUUCUCAGCGAUGACCGCUGCUAUCCCUGCCUUCUUUGCAAAGAGCUCCGCCCUGUAUAACCCAAUCAUUUAUGUGCUGAUGAACAAACAGUUCCGUAACUGCAUGCUGAGCACCAUUGGAAUGGGUGGCAUGGUGGAGGAUGAGUCCUCGGUUUCCGCCAGCAAGACAGAAGUGUCUUCUGUGUCUUAAAUGUGACGACACCUCAGAGUCUAUGGACGUUUUCCUUACCGAUUGCAUCCAGAUUUUUAAACCAUCCCACGAAAAAAACAUUGUGAACUUUUGCCAAAUGGAAUUAUGGAUAAUGAAAGGACUCUGGACAAAACACUCUAAGGAAUAUCAACUCACCUGUUAAUAUGCAUAAACAAGACAAAAGUGGAAAGAGAUACCAGAGUAAUGGCAUCCACGUGUGUGCGUCAGCGUGUGUGUGUGAAUGAACCAGGACUCACCGUUCAGCGUUUGAUGCCACUCGCAAAGCGCUCGACUCGCAACUUGGAACCCGCUGCGGCGUAAACAACACAAUGCGUGCAAUGUGCAAUCACACGUGGGGGUAUAUUUUCAUGUAAUUAUGUCAUGUUUCACUUGUUUUUAUGUAUUUCAUAAAAAUGAACAAAAAAUAUAGGAAGGAGUGUAGAUAAUAAAUGCAUGCAUGAAAAGA